AGUCCCCCCGAACAGUUGUGGAUUCAACUGUCGAGUUGAGAACCACGCUGCCGGACCAUAGCGACCGGUGCCAGCCACCAAGCUGUCGUCACGCGCCGUUCUACGUACAUGAAUGCAACAUCAUAACCCUGUUCAACCGCCCCAGCCUACUUACUGUUCCUCCAAACCAUACCACACCGUCCAGACCAUACUACACCUCCAAACCACACUACACCUCCAAAGCAUACCAUGCACUCCAAACCACACUCUUGAAUACUGAGCUGAUCGGCUCGCGAUGUCCUCUGUCAAUUUGACGGGGUCGCAAAUACAUUAUAAAUCCCGAUCCGAUUCCACUUACAGUAUGUGCACCGAGUAAUAUAGCGAACCAUUCUAUUUGCGAUCAUGAGCACGAGCACCGGAGAAGAAGGGUUCUGCAUCUAUUGUGGUCAUGCUAUGGAUGGCCACACCAAAGCGAACCUCUCGAAAUGUAAGCGGUGCAAGAAACGCGUCCUUGUCUGCCAGGUCACUGUACACGACUCUGGUGCCGGGUGGAGAAUAUGCCACGUCCCAUGCCGCUGUGGCGAGAAACACUUUCCAAGUACAGCCAAAGCUGCCCGCCAUUUAGAGCCAACUGAGUUUGCGUCGAGCCAUCCAGACUAUCAAUCCCCGGAAGAGGCCGGCGACCCAGAAGCAAGUUAUGAGCAGACAACGGCUUUCCCGGACAGCAGUGCUAUUGCAAUGCCCGAGGCUGAAUCCUCACGAUCCACAGCCAAUCAACAAACGGCACACUCGUCACAUCGACGCACCUAUUCAGCGGAGUCGGUGGAUCAACUCCAGUGGGAUUCGGCGCGUUUGGCGGAGGAGACCGUUGUAGCUGGCAUGACUAGUCUUGCGAUUGAUGACGCCACGGCAGAGGCGGAUAUUGUGAAAGUAAAGGCACGCUAUACGAAGGAGGGCAAGGUGCAGUUCACCACCGUUUCAGGGCAAACCAUCAGAACACCAGGGGAUUAUUGGAUAGCAACCGACAAAGGGUACGAGUUUGAGUACGAAGGGAUUCUGUAUUUCGCGAAGGAGAUCAAGCGUGCAAAGAAAUGAGGCAAGAGGCUCAUGGAAUCGUGUAGGGCAGUGGUAGGCUCUGUGGGGCGUGUACUCCGUACCAUUCAACUGGCAUUGCACGCCGUUCAUUCUCUCCGGGCCG
Molecule: messenger RNA, 1177 nt
Organism: Emericellopsis atlantica
Lineage: Eukaryota; Fungi; Ascomycota; Sordariomycetes; Hypocreales; Bionectriaceae
Exons: 1
Coding region: 382-1074 (230 amino acids)
Source: RefSeq, a predicted model, not a curated record